Messenger RNA from Alexandromys fortis (reed vole), 719 nucleotides. RefSeq names its product LY6/PLAUR domain containing 1 (gene Lypd1). Gene Ontology annotation, molecular function: acetylcholine receptor inhibitor activity. The transcript has 3 exons. The coding region runs from base 287 to 712 and encodes 141 amino acids. Gene Ontology annotation, biological process: acetylcholine receptor signaling pathway. The record is from RefSeq and is a predicted model, not a curated record. Lineage: Eukaryota; Metazoa; Chordata; Mammalia; Rodentia; Cricetidae.
GCAGCCAACUCCUCCAGAGGCGCUGCACUCCGCCCCGGGGAGAGGGAACCUGAGGUGCCAGGGACCAGUCGCUGGGAGCCCGGGGCGCGGGCGAUGCGGGCGCCGCGGGCGACACCUGCGGCUCCUCUCGGUGGCAGCCGUCGCCUGGGCAGCAGCAGCAGUAGCAGCAGCGCGAACCUCGGCAGCUACAGUCGCUGCGGCCCGGACAGCCUCCGCUGCUGUCGCCUCUGCCGCGGUCGCGGUCUCUGAUGCUCCUGCCCGCUCCCGGCCCUGCCGAUCCGGGAGGAUGUGGGUUCUCGGCAUCGCAGCAACUUUUUGCGGAUUGUUCUGGCUUCCAGGGUUGGCGCUGCAAAUUCAGUGCUACCAGUGUGAAGAAUUCCAGCUGAACAACGACUGCUCGUCCCCUGAGUUCAUCGUAAAUUGCACCGUGAAUGUUCAAGACAUGUGUCAGAAAGAAGUGAUGGAGCAAAGUGCUGGGAUCAUGUACCGGAAGUCGUGCGCAUCGUCAGCAGCCUGUCUCAUCGCCUCGGCUGGGUACCAGUCCUUCUGCUCCCCUGGGAAACUGAACUCCGUGUGUAUCAGCUGCUGCAACACCCCUCUUUGCAAUGGGCCGAGGCCCAAGAAAAGAGGCAGUUCUGCCUCGGCCAUGAGGCCAGGGCUUCUCACCACCGCCCUGCUCUUCAACUUAGCCCUCUGCUUGGCGCACUGCUGAAGCUAAA